This is a messenger RNA of Scedosporium apiospermum, 2034 nucleotides long. RefSeq names its product putative btb poz domain-containing protein. Gene Ontology annotation, molecular function: protein binding. Bases 1 to 2034 code for a protein of 677 amino acids. NCBI's taxonomy places the organism in Eukaryota, Fungi, Ascomycota, Sordariomycetes, Microascales, Microascaceae. The transcript is spliced from 3 exons. Gene Ontology annotation, cellular component: ubiquitin ligase complex; cytoplasm. The record is from RefSeq and is a predicted model, not a curated record.
AUGGGCACUCACAGCGGCGGUCGGGGGGGUAGUCGGGGGGGCGGUCGCGGGGGCGGUCAGAGUGGCAGUCGGCUACAAGACAAAGAGGUACGAUUCGCCGGUCUCGAGGAAGGGUCCGAGCCGGUAUUACGGAAGCACGAGCUCGAACUCAAGCUCUACCAAGAAAAGGAGAUGAUACAGAGUGGCCUCCUGAGAGAUGAGAACCCCUUGGAUCUGAGUGAAGAGUUCAAUGAGCUGAUCGAGGCUUGUCGACGGGGUGACUUAAAGACUUGUCAGGAGCUCAUCUCUUUGGGUGUCAAUAUCAACGGCAGGGACCGGUUCGAUUACACUCCCUUAAUUCUUGCGAGUCUGUGUGGACAUUAUGAAUUAGUCGAGCUUCUCUUGGAAUCAGGUGCUUUGGCUGAGCGCAAUACCUUCCAGGGUGAGCGUUGCGUCUACAACGCACUCAACGAUAAGAUCCGGAACCUCUUACUUCGAUACGACUUUAGCAAAUCGACCGACCCCCUCCAAACCUGGUCGGCGCAUCUCAAUUCCUUACUUUCCCGAGACGUUCCAAGAACCUCGGAUAUCGUGGUCACAUCCAAUGGCCAGUUCUUUGGACUUCAUAAGUUCCUAUUAUCCUCCAGAAGCCCGUACUUUGAGAGAAAACUCUCCGUGUUCCCGGCUACGGAAACUUGGAAGAUCGAACCUUCGAUUCCCAUUGAAUCUUUCCGGAUUGUGCUUCAGUAUCUUUACCUCCAAGAAGUUCCUAGGGAUUUGGUCACAACCAAUAGCGAGAGCACAGAAGAAGAGGUGCUCAGAGGUAUCCUCAAGAUCACCAAAGAUCUCGAGAUCGAUCAGCUAUGGGAGACCAUCUUGGCCAUGAAUGACCGGCGGCUGGUGCGGCAAAGGUAUCAAGAUGAGGUCAAUAGAGCGCAGGAACAAAUUCAAAAAUUCUUCGAUACUUCCAUAUUAGGCCACAGAAUGGUUAUCAACGAGGAGGAUCUGACUAAAGUUCAAUGGCCGCGGAGCAAUUCUAUUUUCGCGGAUUGCUUAUUAGCAGCAUACGAAGAAGAGCCCGAGGCCGAGGAGGACGGAUCAGCGGAGCAGGCGGUUGCCCAAGAAUCCAACUCUAUCCCUGUCGGACCCGUGUCCAAUAUGUCCGGCGCGAAAGAUUCCAGGCCCCGGAAGGUCGUUCUCUACCCGGCCCACAAAGCCAUGCUCAUCCGAAGUCUGUAUUUCGAAACCAUGUUUUCCAGCGAAUUCCUCGAGGCCCAAGAGUCCGAGAACCUCCACGUCAUCACCAUAGACUGCGUUCCUGAGGUUUUGGAGAUUAUCCUCUCCUUUAUUUACACGGAAAAAAUGAACUGCCCUCUCGAGCUCGCCCUCGACCUCCUCUACACAGCAGACAUGCUCUUCCUCGAAAAGCUCAAGAAUAAGGCUGCUACAAUCAUCAGCGCCCUUGGUAGUGGCAACUCCAACGUUCUUGUCGACCGCACGCACGCUCCCGGGCCGGCGGGCGGACCGGCAGCGCUAGUGGAAGCGGAACCGAUCAACAUCUACGACGUCAUUCACGCCGCCUGGGACCUGCGCGUUCAGAGGUUGGAGGAAUUCGCGGCUCGCUAUUUGGCAUAUCGACUGGAAGAUUACAUCGACGACGAAGAGUUUGCGGACUUAAUCCGUCAGAGCGCCGAGCGUAUUGAGAAGCGUGAGGAGACGGAUACUAUCGAGUUGCUGGACGAUAUUCGAUACUACCUAGAUGAGCGCUUCAGGUUGCGUUUCGAGGACGCGGGUCUGGAAGAUAUCAUGGAGGAGCAGGGCGAUGUUGAUGCGUCGUUGGCGGAGGCGAUGGAAAACAAGGUGAACCUGACGGAUAAAGAGGGAGAACAAGUGGUGGCAAGCGCGCCUAGAGAGGGAACCGAAGCUGAAGUCGGACCCAUGCGCACGUUGGACGGCCAGGUAGUUGAGGAUGAGUUCGAUUUAGAUGCUAUAAACCAUCAGAUCCUACACAGGAAGAUUGAUGAAAUGCUGGAGCGGUUGAAGUUGGAUGCAUAA